Penaeus monodon (black tiger shrimp) is the source of this 5322-nucleotide messenger RNA. RefSeq names its product homeobox protein aristaless-like 4. Lineage: Eukaryota; Metazoa; Arthropoda; Malacostraca; Decapoda; Penaeidae. The transcript is spliced from 4 exons. Gene Ontology annotation, biological process: regulation of transcription by RNA polymerase II. The record is from RefSeq and is a predicted model, not a curated record. The coding region runs from base 1826 to 3325 and encodes 499 amino acids. Gene Ontology annotation, molecular function: RNA polymerase II transcription regulatory region sequence-specific DNA binding; DNA-binding transcription factor activity, RNA polymerase II-specific.
GGAAGGCGAGGCUGUGGGGUUCACCACACCGCACCACAGCGACCUCUCGGUGCCUCCAGACGGUGCCUCCUGUGGUGCCUCCUGUGGUGCCACAGCAAGGCCCCCUCCUCGCCUCCCGGCCGGCGUCCUGGGCCUCUCGGGGAUUCCAGAUCGAGAGGAGGAUCGCACUAUUCCGAGGCGCACUUUGGCGAUGAUGAUAAGAUACGGCGCUGAGUCUCCCGCAGAUUUUUUCCCUCCCGCAUCACAGGGUGGCAUGUGCACGUGUGCGUGACGUCACGAUGAGGGUACCCAAGGUUUCCCCCUAUUGGUCGCCGACGCCGCUGUCGUCACGAGUCUCCCGGAAUGCACGUCGUGAUUGGCUUUCGCCUUAGCACUCCGUCCAAUCGUAACUGGAAUAUAAAGAUGAGAGCCUAAGAAACCCGUGUUCUGAUUGGCGUAUUGGGCGUGGCAUACCUCGAGGACUCUGGGUAGUGUCGUCUCCUCCCAUUGGCUGCUGAGCGCGGGCCAAGAUGGCAGCAGCGCCACUUCUAGUGAGGCGAUUGGUCGAGGCGGCGGUGGGCGGGGCCGACUAACCCUAACGAGCAUAAUUGCCGUAUAUAAAGAAAAGUUGGUGGUUAGAUUUGAUCAAGUCGAUGUGAGCGCUUUGCCUUCCUGGCUAAAUUAGUGGAAGCCGGAGACCAAUUGAGACUAGUUAGAGUCGCAGGCCGGACGGAAUUGGGGCGACCCGCGGAAAGUUGCGACUGCUGAUUACCCGCCCAUUGUUCUCGUUAGAGGAUAUUUCUAGGAUCGCGAGGCGUGGGGAGCCCCCAAUUGUGACCAUUGGCGGGCGGCCGUCUUGUGUGCGAGUGCCAGCGCCCCUGGAAGCCCCGGCCGUGACGCCGCUCCCUUGAUUACCACUUAUUACCACUGCCUACGGAGCCGCAGGUCCCGGCCUCAGCGUGGAUCCCUCUUGGGACGGCGAACGAGUACUACCUCUUCCUCCCCGAGGUCCUGCGGCCCACCACGGGCUCUGGAAGAGUCCUCGAGUCCCUGGGCGAAGAGGAGGCGGUGUUGGUCUCUCCAGAGGCGCGAUUGCAUCUUCGUCCCGUGACCCUCAUCGAGGCCGUCGCCGACCCGGGUGAUUAGCCUUAACAACGAGCCAUCAGCGACGCGCCGGGAACUGCCGUCAAUUGGAACUACCGCCCGGGGCUUAACGAGACCCCUCGCCCCCCCCUGAUGGACCCACGCGGGGGGAAGAAGGAGAUUAACACGCCAGGUUAAGAGACGGACGCCAAUUAGGGAGUGUGUCAUCGCCGCGGUGACGAAGCGUGAUUGCGCGCGAGGGAAGCCCUGCCUGCCGCCGUCCCCGCCCGCGACUGCGCCCCCGAGGGUAGGCUUAAGCGAUCUCGUGAUUGUGACAAAUAAGGUGCGUGUUGCAGCCCGCCAAUUGCGCUAACGAAGACUCGGCCUUCAGGACGCCCGAGACGCCUCAAGACACCACGUGAGCCCGUGACGUCACCGCUCGUUGGAGGAGCAAGAAGAAGGAAGAAAGGAAGGAGAUAAGAGAAAUUGAAAGAAGGGCCAAGCAAAGAAAAGGCAAAGUGUGAUUGACUCAAGUAAUUCCUGUGCAUUCCUGUAGUUCGAUAGGCAAGUGCGAGAGACAGAUCCAUAAUUAGAAAGACAGAGGAAUUUUUUAAAGGAAAAUUCCAAUAGCAAGCGAAAGACAAGAAUCGGUGCCCACAGGCCGGGAGCGCCGAGGCCGCCGAGCGCCGAAAGGAGCUCCGAAGGAACCGCCCGAAGAGCGCCGCGCCGCGCCAGCUUGGAUGCCGGAGGGCGGGAAGGAGGCAUGAACGGGCAGUCCCCCACCUCCAGCAGCGCCACCAGUCCGGCCUCCGUCACAGCUCCCGUCGGCGUCGUUGGCAAGUCCCUCGGAGGCCCCUCUGCGGCAGGCGGGAACCUUGGAGGCGUCGUCGGAGGCGCAGGAGCCGGAGGCGGCAGCGGAGCAGGCGGCGGAGGCGUGGCCACGAGCGGGGGCGGGGGCGUAGCGCCGCCGACAAGCCUUUCGGGCGGAGCCGCGGGUGGCGGCGGCGGAGGAACCUUCCACAGCAUCCAGGUCAUGUUAGGUCUUCCAGGCGACCUCAUGCUGUCGUCGUCCCUCCCACCCUCGCACAGGGACUACCACGACCCGCCCUUGCCCCCCACGCCCACGCCGGCUACCCACACCAUGGCGCCCAUCCCGCACACCACCACCCAUUCCACCGCCCCCACGCCGCCCCAGCCGGCCCACUACAACCCACAGCAGCAGCAGCAACAGCCGCCCACACUGCCCGCUCUCACAAACCUCAACGCCCAGACGAGCCACGCCCACGUCCAGAACAACCACACCCACGUCCAAACUUCACACGCCCACGUGACAGCUGGCGCGCAUAACCACGCCCACAAUCAUGCCCACGGGCAGGCAGGGACGAGCACGUCUCUGGAGUCGUCGAUGGGCGGCCCGGUGGUGGGCGAGAAGAGGAAGCUGGAGGACAACGGGCCCGCGGGCGGGUACCCGCCGGUGCAGGCCGCCCAGGCAACGCCCGCGCAGUGCUCCCCCCCGCCCGGGCAGCCCCAGCCCGGUAACGCAGGCGAGUCGGCGACCAAGAAAUCAGAUUCGAAAGCCAAGAAAGCGUCAGACACACCUGGCGUCAAGAAAAAGAAAACGAGAACCACAUUCACCGCCUACCAGCUGGAGGAACUGGAGCGGGCGUUCGAGCGGGCGCCGUAUCCGGAUGUGUUCGCACGGGAAGAGUUGGCCGUCAAACUCAACUUGUCCGAAUCCCGUGUCCAAGUGUGGUUCCAGAACCGCCGCGCGAAAUGGAGGAAGCGAGAACCGCCCAGGAAAAAUUAUAUUCCACCAGGAGGAAUGGGAGGCGGUUUGGGCGGCACAUUCAACUCCCUCAAUUCUCUGAACACGCUCUCGCCCUUCAACUCCGGAGAAGCAUGGAGUUACUCCACGUCCUACGACCCCGCCCACCUCAAUCUGCUAGGCCCCGCCUCUUACUCAUUCUCAGCCAAUCAUAACCCGGGCUACAGCUACCCUAUGCUUUCUCAGCCAGUGGGGAUUAACGAUUCCCUUUUUACAAAUCCCAUCGGCCAAAUGCGGGCGGGAGAUUUCCAGUCGUCAACGGGGAUGCGGGAUUUUGGGAGCGGCCCCCUGAAGACCUACGAUUACCUGCAGGAAGUCAAGACGGAGGAUUUUCUCCAGGAGAAGCGAGACGCCAACAUGAACAGCGUCCGCCACCAGCUGGCCCCAAAGGAAAACAAGGAUUCUUCGUACACCACGCUCCCUUCUUUUUUAAGCUAAGCCAGGAUCUUCAUGCAAGGAAGAUGGCGCGCCAACAGGAAGAUCCCCAGGCCUCCGAAGCUCACGUAUCUCAGGCCUAUACGCCCGGCAUAGCUCCGCCCUCGCAGGCCAUUAACCAAUCACCGGCGAUGCCUUCUGCGGUGGCUCCAUCCCCGUCGAUUGUCAGCCAAUCACCGGCGGGGAGUGCGGUCGCCCCGCCCCCUCCCAUCGGUGGCCAAUCAACGGCAGCCUCAGGCUCCUCCCGACCGCUUUUGUGCUGUGAUGAACCUGGGUAUGACACUGGACCCGCCCAUGGCCCCGCCCACGGCUCCGCCCAUGACUACGAUCAGCCUUCGUCCGCCCACAAGUAUAACCCGCCGCCCUUACUCAAGCUCCCGCACGUACACCAACCGCCGCCCAUGGACAAGUACGAGCCCCUUCCGCCUCAGCCUAAGUAUGACCUGCAUCAGCCACGCCCUGAAUAUGACUCCACCCUUCCCGUGCCUCCGCCGCCCCCGCCGCCGCCGCCGCCGCCCACGACUCAUGAGUAUGACCCGAUGCCGCCGCAAGUUCCCGCCACAAGCGACGACGAGGCGUUGGUGUACGCGCCGAGCGUGGGAACGGAACAGCUUGGGGAACCGCCCCCUCCCAUGCCCGAGCCACCCAUGCCCCUGGGCUACUUCAGCCACUACGCCUUGGACACUCACGGCAGCCUCGACACCCACGACUCACUCGACUACAGCGUCCUCGACGCACUGCUCGAGGGAGCGUCGUACCCUCAGCCGGGGGAGUCGUCCGGGUCGCAUGAGCAUUACCACGACUAUCCUCACUACUAACACGACUCUCACUGCGGCGUUAUGACUACACCUUAUUGCUUCUCUGUUAGGGCGACCGUGACUACUUUUGAGCGACGGUGACUCAGCUGGCGACGAUUUUUAAUGUCGCCCAUUAAACAAAUUAUCUGAUGUCAGAGGUGCCAACAUCACCGACGAUUCAGGACAGCCGUAGCAGGUCUACCAACCCUUCCGAAGGGGCGACUAAAUUAGAUGCAGUUUUUGUACUCGCCUUCAUGAAUAUUUUUCCAUGUCUUUAUACAUAAAGAUAUAGCGUAUAGUCCGUCUUUAUUAUAUAUAUAUAAAUACAUAUCUAAGACAACCCUUGUCCAAUGACGUGUGCUUUCUGCAUGUCAUUUGUUCGCACUCCUGAAAAGGAACGUAACUUCCAUACACUGCAGCAACCGCGUAAAGCAGUGAGGCUUUCUAUAUAACGCUUGUGCCUUUUACCCGCGUACGAUAUAAUAUUUUAUGUUAUACCAGCAGAUUCUUGAAUUCGUUCAAUAGGUUUCUGUGGCGCCAUAUGUGUAAAACACAACCGUGAUGUUUUUUAUGAUGAUGACUAGCAUGUGAAAGGGAUGACUCCGGUGUUCCCUCUGAUUGGGUUGUCAGUGUAUGUUUUAAGUCCGUUGCCUGUAUAAAGCUUCACUGUUGAAACACUGACGUAGUGUAUCUAUUAUUAUUAUUAUUAUUAUUAUUAUUACUAUUAUUAUUAGUAUUAUCAUUAUUAUUAUUAUUAUUGUCAUUAUUAUUAUCAUUGUACUAAGGAUCUCGCUAUGACACAACCAUAUCAAAACAGAUUUAGAUUUUUUUUUUUCUUUUAUUAUUUGAAAACUGAAGCGUAGGUUGAACGAAACUGUUGCCAGUGUUGUUGUUAAGUUACAGCUUUAUUUAUUGUUUAAGAUGAUUCCCACCUUAUCCCUGCUUUUAUACCCAACCCCUUAGGAAAAAAAGAUAAAUUGUAUGUAUGUGCCAAAUGUACUGGAAGCUCGCACCGCCAUACUUCAUUAUAGGCCUAUGAAAUACUCAUCUUUAUGUAUGUGCUCGGUGAUCCCGUAGAUUUACAUUGAUUGACAUUUUUACAGACACAUUCACCUUUACGCACGACCUUUAAACCACAAUGUGUGAACAGAAACAGGGCUUCCAACAUGUAAAUUUGGAAAUUAAUAAAAUACUGAAAGGAAA